This is a messenger RNA of Neoarthrinium moseri, 354 nucleotides long. RefSeq lists its product as uncharacterized. Bases 1 to 354 code for a protein of 117 amino acids. The record is from RefSeq and is a predicted model, not a curated record. Lineage: Eukaryota; Fungi; Ascomycota; Sordariomycetes; Amphisphaeriales; Apiosporaceae. The transcript has a single exon.
AUGGAGCAAUAUGAAUUCCAUCCUUACCCCCGGCACCCGAUCAGCGGCACAGACAGAGUCUGGGUUGAGCUCGAGCCCAAUAUCCAUCAGAUGACUCUCAACGAGGAUCUAGCCGCAGGCCGCAGGACGGUGCUCCAGCGAUGGCAGCCGAGGACGGCCAACGUGCAGCAGAAUUUCAUCCACGAGUACGUAGAGGAGAUCUUCAUUGUGGAGGGCGACUUGGCGGACAUGAAGCGCGGUGGGAAGUGGCAAGCAGGCUCCUACGCGUACCGAAAACCCGGCAUGGAACAUGGGCCCUUCUACAGUGAGAACGGGUGCUUGAUGUUCAUCGUUAUCCAGCCAGCUGCAGAGUAG